Messenger RNA from Papaver somniferum (opium poppy), 892 nucleotides. Its product is annotated as axial regulator YABBY 4-like. Gene Ontology annotation, cellular component: nucleus. Bases 13 to 684 code for a protein of 223 amino acids. The record is from RefSeq and is a predicted model, not a curated record. NCBI's taxonomy places the organism in Eukaryota, Viridiplantae, Streptophyta, Magnoliopsida, Ranunculales, Papaveraceae. Gene Ontology annotation, biological process: polarity specification of adaxial/abaxial axis; plant ovule development; cell fate commitment. The transcript is spliced from 7 exons.
AAGGGAAAAAAAAUGUCUGCAUGCAAUAACCUCCUUGAACUACAAGAGAAGAUUUGUUAUGUGCAAUGUGGGUUCUGCAACACCAUUCUACUGGUAAGUGUACCAUGUAGUAGCUUGUCGAAGGUAGUCACUGUCAGAUGUGGUCAUUGCACAUGCCUUCUCUCAGUUAACAUGAUGAGAGCUUCGUUUGUUCCUCUGCAGUUUCUUACUUCCAUUGACGACGAGCAAAAACAAGAGGUUCGUCAUGAAGAUAUGGAGCUUCAAAAAGCUCCGGAAAAACAAAGUCCACCCCUGCUGGUUUUAUGCGAAAAUGAUGAGGAAGAGGAAAAUCUCCCAACCCCAAUCAUUAACAAACCCCCGGAGAAGAGGCAGCGAGCUCCUUCGGCUUAUAACCGUUUCAUCAAAGAAGAGAUACAAAGGCUCAAAGUAGUAGAACCCAAUAUGACUCACAAAGAAGCCUUCAGUACUGCUGCUAAAAAUUGGGCUCAUUUUCCUCGACUUCAACAUAGAGAAAAUGGAGAGAGUUGCAGUGCCUUUGGAAGAGAAAAUGUCACAACAAACUCUGAUGUUUAUGAGGUUGAUGCACUUCAUGCACAAGAUAAGGGUUUUCAUGGAAGGACCACCAUUCCUUGGAGUCAGUCUGCGUGGACAGAGAACCACUUUGGGUACAGUAACCAGUCCUGAAAGAAACUUCUUUGAAGUUAUGAUGGCUAUAGCUAGUAUCUCAUCUGUAACGUGUCCUCCUGCCUUUGUCAAGUAGAUGCUGAAUAAAUUGUUAUUUAGAAAACAUUAACUGAGUAAUUGGUUUCUAGGAUCUGUGAUCUGUGCUUUUUCAAUUCUUCGAAAUAAUUUAUUUGAACUUCGACAUUAAUUUUAGUUGAAAAUUUAAGAU